CAGAGCACCAGCACCGGCACCGGCAGGCGCUAUGACAAAUGAAGUGCAAGUCCUGCCUUCCCCACUGAAAGGGGGGCAUCCUCCUGCAGUAAAAGCUGGAGGAAUGCGAAUUUCCAAAAAACAAGAAAUUGGCAUCUUGGAGAAACAUACCAAAACAAGUGCCGUUGCAAAUGUUGCCAAAAUACAGGCGAUGGACGCCCUGAAUGACACACUGGAGAAGCUCAGCCAUAAAUUUCCGGCAAUAGUGCACAUGGCACAUCAAAAACCCAGACCUGCUCUGGAGAAGGUCACCCCACUGAAAAGGAUCUACAUUAUUCAGCAGCCUCGAAAAUGUUAAGCUGGGGCGUAAAACAUAGCCAUCUGGCCAACUGCCUCGAACAUCUGACAGCUUAGCAGAAAGGACCAGAACUUUCCAUAGGCCUAGUGCACUUGCUUGGUAAAUAAAACAGCUUUUGUAUCUUCUCUUUUGACUUUAGAUAAUAAAGCA
Messenger RNA from Diceros bicornis minor, 487 nucleotides. RefSeq names its product death associated protein like 1 (gene DAPL1). Lineage: Eukaryota; Metazoa; Chordata; Mammalia; Perissodactyla; Rhinocerotidae. Gene Ontology annotation, biological process: negative regulation of autophagy; apoptotic signaling pathway; cellular response to amino acid starvation. The transcript is spliced from 4 exons. The record is from RefSeq and is a predicted model, not a curated record. Bases 32 to 337 code for a protein of 101 amino acids. Gene Ontology annotation, molecular function: death domain binding.